This is a messenger RNA of Anolis sagrei ordinatus, 1792 nucleotides long. The record is from RefSeq and is a predicted model, not a curated record. Lineage: Eukaryota; Metazoa; Chordata; Lepidosauria; Squamata; Anolidae.
AUGCCGAAAUCCCUGGGACUCCUUCUGCUGUGUGUCUUGCUCCAGAAGAAAGCAGAGGCUAACUCCCUUGGAAACUCAGCCAAAGAUAUGUUUGAAGUGUGGCAGCAGUAUCAGACGAACUGCAUCCGCAAGAUGUCUGAGGAUCCGCAGCCCACCGGCCUGGUGUGCAACCGUACCUUCGACAUGUAUGCCUGCUGGGACGAUGCCCUUCCCAACAGCACGGCCAAGGUUCCCUGUCCUUGGUAUCUUCCUUGGUAUCCGCAAGUGCAAGAUGGCUUCGUGUUCCAGAAAUGUGGGGCAGACGGGCAAUGGGUGCAAGACGAGACAGGCCAUCCUUGGCGCGAUCACUCCCAAUGUGAGGACCUUCCCGAAGACCUUCCCUUCCAGAAACGCUUGUGGAUUCUAGAGCAGUUCCGGCUGAUGUACACCAUGGGCUACUCCGUUUCUCUGAUGGCUUUGCUGGUGGCCUUGGCCCUGCUGUCCACCUUCAGGAAACUUCGGUGUAUCCGCAAUUACAUCCACAUGAACCUUUUCCUGUCCUACGUGCUGCGCGCCAUCUCCAUCCUCGCCCGGGAUGCACUUUUACGGCUCCGUUUUCCCGAAGACUUCCAGAAGGAAGGAGAUUUCUCUAGCUUUCCUAUGGCACAGGCUGGAGCCAGCUGUCGCCUGGCACAGGUCCUCACCCAAUACUGCGUCUGUGCAAACUACUACUGGCUCCUGGUGGAAGGACUCUAUCUCCAUAACUUGCUGGGACCCCUGGCCUUCUCCGAAGAGAGCUAUUUCCUAGGCUAUCUGCUACUUGGAUGGGGGUCUCCAAUCCUUUUCGUCCUGCCUUGGGUGAUUGUGAGGUAUCUCUACGAAAACCACGAAUGCUGGGAGAGAAAUGAUAACAUGGGCUACUGGUGGAUCAUUCGCUGUCCUAUCCUACUAGCCAUCUUUGUCAACUUUGUGAUCUUCAUCCGCGUUAUCAAGAUCUUGGUUUCCAAGCUCCAGGCACAACAGAUGCGCUAUGCGGAUUACAAAAUGCGGCUGGCCAAGUCAACCCUGACCCUCAUCCCCUUGUUGGGCAUCCACGAAGUGGUGUUUGCUCUGGUCACCGAGGAGCAGGCUCAAGGCACCUUGCGAUACGUCAAAUUCUUCUUUGAGCUCUUCCUCAACUCCCUCCAGGGCCUUCUGGUGAGCAUACUCUACUGCUUUGUCAAUAAAGAGGUCCAAUCUGAAAUCCAGCGGAAGUGGCAGCGGUGCCAAUUGGGAGCCGGGCUGCUUGAGAAGCCAGGGCACAGCCUCAGCCGAUGGGCUUCCUGGCGCAACCGAAGCAGCCAUGGCAAAAAGGCCGGCUUUCUCCAACCCUGUGGUCACCCGGGACCACCAAAUCUCCCAAAGGGCUUCGAGGCGAACCUUGCUGCUAUCAAACCGUACUGCUACGUCCCAGUUAAGUCCGAGGAAAAAGCAGAAAACGUACUCGGCCCGAAGGAGAGUCUUCCCUGCACCGUCGGCCCGGAAAAUGCAUGCUGAUCCCCAUUAUUAUUAUUAUUUUCCUAGAGCUUCAUAUCCUCCAACAUUUCACAGACGUGUGGCAGAGCAACACCAGAGGACAAACGAUAUUAAGGAGGAUGGACACACAAAUCUAGGAGAGGCUGCAGCAGUUUGCUUUUGCCUAAGCUGACUGGGAAGGGCCAACAUUGCAUUACUUGCAAUUUAUUUAUUUUUUUGCAAUUUGAACUCCAUUGGCAGGAAUUGAACUAAACUGAAGGACAAAUGGAGAAAAGGGACAUUUCAAAAGCAGCUGGAA